GCGUGGGAGGGUCCGCGGGGCGGGCCGGGGAGGUCCCGGCGGAGGAUGGGGCAGUGAGCAGGUCCGCGCGGCUGCCGGCAGCGCCAUGGAGACGGUGCAGCUGAGGAACCCGCCGCGGCGGCAGCUGAAGAAGUUGGAUGAAGAUAGUUUAACGAAGCAACCAGAAGAAGUGUUUGAUGUCUUGGAGAAACUUGGAGAAGGGUCCUAUGGCAGUGUGUACAAAGCUAUUCAUAAAGAGACGGGUCAGAUAGUCGCAAUUAAGCAAGUUCCUGUGGAAUCAGACCUGCAGGAAAUAAUCAAAGAAAUCUCUAUAAUGCAACAGUGUGACAGCCCUCACGUCGUCAAAUAUUAUGGCAGUUACUUUAAGAACACUGACCUGUGGAUUGUCAUGGAGUACUGCGGGGCUGGCUCUGUGUCCGAUAUCAUCCGCCUCCGAAAUAAGACGUUAACAGAAGAUGAAAUAGCUACGAUAUUACAGUCAACACUCAAAGGACUAGAAUACCUUCAUUUUAUGAGAAAAAUACACCGAGAUAUCAAAGCAGGAAAUAUUUUGCUAAAUACAGAAGGACAUGCGAAACUUGCAGAUUUUGGUGUGGCAGGUCAACUUACAGAUACCAUGGCCAAGAGGAAUACAGUGAUAGGAACACCAUUUUGGAUGGCUCCAGAAGUGAUUCAGGAAAUUGGGUACAACUGUGUGGCAGACAUCUGGUCCCUGGGAAUAACGGCUAUAGAAAUGGCUGAAGGGAAACCCCCCUAUGCCGACAUUCACCCGAUGAGGGCGAUUUUCAUGAUUCCUACGAACCCUCCUCCCACCUUCCGGAAGCCGGAGCUGUGGUCGGAUAGCUUCAUGGAUUUUGUGAAGCAGUGUCUGGUGAAGAGCCCCGAGCAGAGAGCCACGGCCACUCAGCUCCUGCAGCACCCUUUUGUGAAGAGUGCCAAAGGAGUGUCCAUACUGCGGGACCUCAUCAACGAAGCCAUGGACGUGAAGCUCAAGCGCCAGGAGGCCCAGCAGCGAGAGGUGGACCAGGACGAUGAAGAAAACUCAGAUGAGGAGGAAGUGGAUUCUGGCACGAUGGUGCGGGCGGCCGGCGAGGAGAUGGGCACUGUCCGAAUCGCCAGCACCCUGAGCGACGGAGCCAAUACCAUGAUUGAGCACGGGGACACGCUGCCCUCCCAGCUGGGGACCAUGGUGAUCAACGCGGAAGACGAGGAGGAGGAGGGGACUAUGAAAAGAAGGGAUGAGACUAUGCAGCCUGCGAGACCGUCUUUCCUGGAAUAUUUUGAGCAAAAAGAAAAGGAGAAUCAGGUCAACAGCUUCGGUCAGAGUGUGCCUGGCCCCCUGAAAAACUCUUCGGAUUGGAAAGUGCCCCAGGAUGGCGACUACGAGUUUCUCAAGAGUUGGACCGUGGAGGACCUGCAGAAGCGACUGCUGGCCCUGGACCCCAUGAUGGAGCAGGAGAUCGAAGAGAUCCGGCAGAAGUACCAGUCCAAGCGGCAGCCAAUCCUGGAUGCCAUCGAGGCAAAGAAGCGGCGGCAGCAGAACUUCUGAGCAGUGCUGGCCCCGUGCGGGGGGAGCUCGUGUCCACACUGACCUUGGGGGCAUGGGGGUCCAGGCCGGGCCGGCGUCUCUGUGUGCGU
This is a messenger RNA of Sorex fumeus (smoky shrew), 1638 nucleotides long. RefSeq names its product serine/threonine kinase 4 (gene STK4). Gene Ontology annotation, biological process: protein phosphorylation; intracellular signal transduction; protein tetramerization. The record is from RefSeq and is a predicted model, not a curated record. Gene Ontology annotation, molecular function: protein serine/threonine kinase activity; ATP binding. Lineage: Eukaryota; Metazoa; Chordata; Mammalia; Eulipotyphla; Soricidae. The coding region runs from base 86 to 1549 and encodes 487 amino acids. Gene Ontology annotation, cellular component: cytoplasm. The transcript is spliced from 11 exons.